GGCUUCUCUGUCCUGCUGCCACAUCGGAAAACCGCGCACGCCUCACUCUCUUCUUCAUAACACAGUCCUAAGAGAAUACGGAGGAUCCAAAGGAAAAUCCUAUCAAUAUAAUGUAGCAGUAGCUUUCAAAGUAACUUGAGCCUUAAAUGGGAGCUAUUCAGAAAGCUGUUUUUUACCAAAGUUGGUUUGAAAGCUGCAGCUGCGACUUCCAAUGAGAACACUAUUCGCUUCAAAUUCUAUCAGUCAUAUGUAGUUUAACCACUUCGUUGGUGGUUUAGUAAAAUAUACAGUCUUUUAAACAAUAACACAAUAUCGUUAAGCACGAACUGGUAACGGUUUAUAUUGUAAACAACAAAACCCGGAAGUAGUACGAAAAUAAUAAACAUCAAAGAACCACCAGACCGGAGUGCAUAUCCGGAACGUUGAUUGGCCGCAGUUGGCGCUGCGUUGCAAUGAAGCCCCUUCAAAAUGCCAUGAAAAUGGCUAAAGUGGCUAUACAACUGGACGCGGGGAACCGAGAAAAGGAAGCUUACUGUGAAUACUUGAGGAGUAUCAAUUUCAUCUCCCACGCACUUCUGGAGGAUGCUGAAUCAAGGAAGGAGGAGGAGAUGGUAGCAGUAGAGGUGGAAAAGAUGUUGAGGCUAGCUGAGCAGUGUUUGGAGAGAGUCAAGUCCUUCAUAGGAAAGAGAGAUGAAACCCCUCCCUCUUCCACCACCACACCAACCAACUCAGCAGCACUCAGCCUGACCACAGCCGUAGCCCCAUCUGUUGCAGUAAACCCUGGAAAGAUUGUUUUGCCACAACCACAAGAGAAGAUUAUUGACUCGGGACCUAAAUAUAACCCCAGGCCUGGACACCGCAGAGUUCUCUCUGAGGGUGGAGGGGUGGUCUCCCUCUUCCUGCCCCCAGAAGUCUUCCAGAGGUUGCAGACAGUGGAGUCACAGGACACCAGGAAGGAGCUUACACCCAUAGAGGAGGCAUCACGGUUGAACCAGAAGUUGAAAGCAAAUUGUGAAGCUCGUCUGGCCCGACUGCCCCCUGCUCAGGCCCGGACACAGAAGACUUCUCUGACUCUCUCUCUUCAGAGGCAGAUGAUGGAGAACCUGAUUAUUGCCAAGGCCAGGCAAGAUGCUCUCCAAAGGAAGAUGGAGGAAAGGAGACUGAGGCUGCAGGAGGAGGCCAACAGGAGGUUUGCUGCGUCUGGAACAAUUAAUGGAGAAGAACAGGAACAACGUGUUCUGUACACAAAUAUUUUGGAAUAUGAACAAGAUCAUGACUGGCCCAAGCUUUGGAAAGCGAAACUCAAGAAAAAUCCUGAUGAUGCAACCUUGGUCACCGGCCUUGUUUCAUGUCUUCUCAGCUGUCCAGACCACCCUGUGAUUAAGCUACUGAAAAGGCUCCAGUACAGAGUUUACAACAGGCUUUAUCCAAUCGUGAGCAAGAGUCUACCUGCAAGUCCUGCCCUGCCCAUGAAACCCUCCCGCAGCACUCAGAGCUUGUUGAUCUCAGACUCUCAUCAGAACGUUUCAAAAUCUGGCACAGGUCACAGUCUGUCCUCCGAUGCCUCUCUCAAUAUCUCCUCCUCCCAUGACCACAAUGCCAACGAGGCAGAGUUGGAUAGUGAUGUUCCCCAUACUCUGGACAGGGAGAAUUUGUUUGAGGAUAUGGAGCAGUUCCUGACACAGAUGGACCGGGACCCCUCUCAUUGGGACCCUGACAUGAUCUUUGAACCAUCACAGGUAGAUCAGGAGUUCCUCGUUCAGGACUUGGAGAUGCAUGCUCUCAAAAAGCACCUGAAGGCUAUAGUGAAGGACAUCCAUAUUGCCAUUGAUCAACUGCUGUCUCUGUGUCUGCUCUCAUUUGAGUGUCUGAACACAGCCAAUUCUAAGGACCUGUGUGUGGCCAGCAUAGAGGAAGCCUUCUUCACUCCCAUCUGGAGCCCUCUGUUGACCCUCUUCAGGAAGGUCCACAGAGAGCGGGAGCUGUCGUUUGAGUCCAGUAUGAGGCUGUAUCAGGACGCCUCACCGGGUGACGUUGGUGUCGCAUCAAAACUGUACCCCCAAGACCAUGUUGUGCUGCAUGGUUCCUACCCCUAUGAAUCAGCAGUGCAGGAGCUUCGCUUGCUGUGCAGAGAUUGCUGUCCCCAGAAAAAGCUGGAGUGCAUUGUUCGGACAUUGCGUCUGAUCUGUGCUUGUGCUGAGGACUACUGCUGCCUUCAUGAGGCGGAUUCCAAAACAGCAACCAUUGGGGCAGAUGACUUGUUGCCCAUCCUCUCCUAUGUGGCUCUGCACUGUGAGCUGCCUCAGCUGGUGUCGGAGUGUGCGGCCCUGGAGGAGUUCAUUCAUGAAGGGUAUCUGAUUGGAGAGGAGGGCUACUGCUUGACCUCUAUGCAAAGUGCUCUGCAAUAUGUGGAGUCAUUGCACACAGGAGGUUUUCAGUUGCACAACACUAAAUCGGCCUGAUACAGGGUGCUGCUUUGAAAUGGAAACCUGUGUUUCCCCUUGUUGCAGUGCUCUGGACUGGCAGUGCCUGUUAGCUGCAGACUGGACCACCAUUCAACUUAAUUCAGAUAUUCUGCGCAAGAAAGGAUCCUAUACUUCGGCUUUCAAAUAAAUUUUCUUUUUUUAAAGUGAUCCUAUUGAACUGUAGUUUCUAUGCAACAAUGGUUCUGAUGGGCUGGACAUGAUUUCCAAGUUCUGUCUGUGUUCAGCCAAGUGAUGUGACAUGGCCUGUUGACUGUUACUUGGACUAGCUGCAAUGUGAUAUGGUCUGGAUGGACUACAGCGUCUGUGGUUAUGAGUUGCCUUAUUUGAGGGGCAUUUAGGUCAAGUGCUUGAAGCUUUGUCAUAAGUCACUGAAGUCUGGAAAAUAUUUUAUUGCUAUUGUCCAAUAUUGCUAAUUUUUAUUGCUUUCAUUUAUGAACUGACCCUGUCAUUUAAUUCAGUUCAUGUCUGAAAAAGCACUAUUUACCACCAUAGAGCAAAAUGUGUGUAUUUUUUAAACUCUAAAAAAGCAUGGAUUGAUAAAUGAUUGUGUAGAUGCUUACAGUAUAUUAUGAUGAAUUAUUCUUAUUUCAGGAGAGGAGGUAGAAAUUAAGACCCGUAUGCCUUUAGAUGUAUUUAGAUUAUAGUUUCAUUUUAAUCCUUGCAUUCAGGAGAUGUUUUAGGAUCAUUCUAAAGAAAAUAACUAGGUUGGUAUUUAUUGUGCUACCUGGGAAUGUGUGUGUGUGCAAUAAUAUGUGGGAUCAAUUCCUCUGUGUAAAAGUACAUGCAAAAUUGAGAUAUGGGGCCCCCAUGUGACCAUGAUUAAAACUAAUUUACUUUUGAAAUUAUUUGGUAAUAACUUGUUGGCAGAUAUUUCGAAGUAAUCUUUUGUAUUUUGUGCACUUGGGUGGAUGGUGUAAUAGAGGGGAUUCACAAGGGGGGGUGGUGGGUGUUAUUAGCUCUUUAGGAGCAUCUUAGAACAGAAAUUGGUAAUACUUACAUUUUAAUUUAAUCAUAACUUUUGCACUUUAGGUUUGUCCCACUUCUGAAAUCCCCCUCACAAAAUCAUUGUAAUAGUGUGCGAGCAAGCAGAUAACAUGUUAAGAUAUGAAAGGCAUUUUGACAUGUUUUCACAACAAUAGUGUUUAAUACUUACAGAAUUUAACAUGAAUUUAUCAUGAACUGGUGUUAUUACAGUAUAAAGUUGAGGCAUGUUAAUUAAAGAGUUUUAUCCAAUUUUAUUUGUCACAUGUGCCGACUACAACAGGUGGAUCUUACCGUGAAAUGCUUACUUAAAAGCCCGUACUGAAUCAAUGUACAGGGUAGUCAAGGUAAUUUGUACACAGAGGUAGGGGUAAAGUGACUACACAUGGAUGAUAAACAUCGAGUAGCAGCAGUGUAAAAACAGGGGGUGAUCAAUGUAAAUAGUCUGGGUGGCCGUUUGAUUAAUUGUUCAGCAGUCUUAUGGCUUGGGGGUAGAAGCUGUUACGGAGCCUUUUAGACCUAGACUUGGCACUCCAGUACCGUUUGCCGUGCAGUAGCAGAGGGAACUGGCUAUUACUUGGGUGACUGGCGUCUUUGACGAUUUUUUUGGGGGCCUUCCUCUGACACCGCCUAGUAUAUAGGGCCUGGAUGGCAGGACGCUUAGCCCCAGUGAUGUUACAUUCCCCAGUUUCUGUGUUUUGGGUUUCUUGUAUGUGUGUAUUUCAGGAAAUGGCUUCCUGAAGUCCAAAGCAGCUGAUUGGUCGGCCCCAUUUCAGAUUGGAGCUCUGACCCCGCCCUCUCGUCAGGAGAUACAGCUGUCGGCCAUUACAAACUCCUUCCCCAGCUGGAUAAAAGCCAGUGUUCCUUUGUUAGGAGAGAGAGCUUCUUGGUAUGUCUUGUGUUUUGUUGUUGGUCUGUAUAAUUGUUGUGAAGUAUUUUGUAGCUGGUCCUGCAGACGUAUGUGCAUAUCAAAAGGACUUUUGAUUAUUGAAAUUGUUCACUUUACGUUAGUAAUUAUUCUAUUUUUGUUCUCAGGGGGAAAGGGAAGGCACCUUGGGAAUACAUAUUCCCGUAGUAUUUACUAUGUCUAUGCACUCUAGGUAAGACCUGGGCGGACCGUCCCCUGUAUUGGCGUGCUAAGAUAGGUAGGAGAGGGGGCUCUUUAACUUUUUUUACUUUCUUUGCUUUGGUUCUGUCCAGCCCCUUUUCCCCCAAAUUACAGUGUGAAGGAAAUACAUUCCAUGUUAACGGUAAAA
Oncorhynchus gorbuscha (pink salmon) is the source of this 4723-nucleotide messenger RNA. It is a transcript of the gene vps9d1, whose product is annotated as VPS9 domain containing 1. The transcript has 16 exons. NCBI's taxonomy places the organism in Eukaryota, Metazoa, Chordata, Actinopteri, Salmoniformes, Salmonidae. The record is from RefSeq and is a predicted model, not a curated record. Gene Ontology annotation, biological process: vesicle-mediated transport. Bases 453 to 2462 code for a protein of 669 amino acids. Gene Ontology annotation, molecular function: small GTPase binding; guanyl-nucleotide exchange factor activity. Gene Ontology annotation, cellular component: cytosol; endocytic vesicle.